AUGUCCAAUAUCCUGACUGUCUUGCAAACCCGGUCGUGGUUUAAAAAGAAGAACGGAAAAUGGAGAGUUUGUAUCGAUUUCACCGACCUCAACAAAGCAUGUCUAAAAGACAGCUUUCCAUUGCCUCACAUCGAUCGGCUAGUAGAAGCUACAGCCGGACAUGAACUGCUGUCCUUCAUGGACGCAUUCUCGGGCUAUAAUCAAAUCCUCAUGAACCCCGAAGACCGAGAAAAAAUGAGCUUCAUCACGGAACGAGGAACAUACUGCUACAAAGUAAUGCCAUUCGGAUUAAAAAAAGCCGGAGCCACUUACCAAAGACUAGUGAACAAAAUGUUCUCCAAACAGCUUGGGGAAACAAUGGAAGUCUACAUAGAUGAUAUGCUGGUAAAGUCAUCAAGAGCAAACGACCAUGUUCCCCAGUUGCAAGAAUGUUUCAACAUCGUUAACAAAUUCGGAAUGAAACUGAAUCCGACAAAAUGCACAUUCGGGGUAGCCUCCAGAGAGUUCCUUGGCUACUUGGUAACCGAAAGAGGAAUCAAAGCCAACCUGAAACCAAUCGCAGCACUUGUCGAUACCUUACCACCGAGAUCGAUCCAAGAAGUACAACUCCUCACCGGAAAAAUAGCCGCAUUAAACCGCUUUAUAUCUAGAUCGACCGAUAGAUGCCUUCUUUUUUACAAACUGUUAAAAGGAAAUAAGAAAUUCGAAUGGAACAUCGAAUGCGAUUCCGCAUUAAAAGAACUCAAGGCGUACAUCAGCGAGCCGACUGUGUUGUCUAAGCCAAUCGUAGAAGAAAUUCUCUUCCUAUACGUCGCGACCUCCGAAUACGCAGUGUGUGAACAAAUAUAUUACGUGAGUAGAUCGUUCGUUGAUGCAGAAACCAGAUACCUGGUAAUGGAGAAGCUCGCACUUGCUGUGGUAACAGCUGCAAGGAAACUGAGACCCUACUUGCAGUCUCAUUCGAUCACAGUUAUGACAUUACAACCCCUACGGACGAUACUUCAUAGUCCGAGCCAAUCCGGCAGACUCGCCAAAUGGGCAAUCGAACUUAGCGAGUAUGACAUAGAAUAUAAGCCGCGAACGAGUUCAAAAGCUCAAGUACUAGCAGAUUUCUUCAUCGAGCUUGUUCCAAAGGGUGAAAGUUCUAGCUUGAAUACUAAACGGAGGCUACAUGUCGACGGGGCAUCAUCUAAACAAGGAUCCAGAAUAGGAAUACAGCUCGAAUCUCCAACAGGAGAGAUGAUCGAACAGUCAUUUCAACUAGGAUUCAACGCGUCGAACAACGAAGCCGAGUAUGAAUCCGUAAUCGCCGGACUACGUCUCGCAAGGAGCGUCGGUGCCCAAGAAAUCAGCGCCUUCAGCGACUCGCAAUUAGUAACGAAUCAAUUCCAUGGAGAAUACGAAGCCAAAAACGAAAGAAUGGAAGCAUAUCUCUCACUCUUGCAAGAAAUAGCCCAGCAGUUCGACAAGUUCGCACUAAUGAAAAUCCCAAGAGGAGACAACACAUCAGAUGACGCCCUAGCCGCACUGGCCUCGACUUCCAAUCCAGCGAUAAAAAGAAUAAUACCAGUGGAAGGCAUAGACAAACCAAGCAUAAAUCUCUCACGGAAGGAGAUCUAUCUUCCAGGGAACAAUUCCCCGAACAUUAAUGCAAUAACAACGCGGGGAAUGGCACAAAGAGAAAGCCAGUGUCUCGAUGACGAAAACAAUGAUGAGCUCGACAAUCAGUCAGCCCCGAGCACAUCGCGCGUCGGAACCAGAAGAACAGCUGCCACUUCAGCUACCCCCAAAGAAGCCGUCCAUGAGACAAGUAACGAGGCGCAUGAAGCUUUCAAAAAAGAAAUGGGAGUAAGGCCAGAUUGGAGAAUCCCAAUAUAUAAAUAUAUAAAGGACGGAGAGCUCCCAUCCGAAAGAUGGGAAGCUCGAAAAAUAAAAGCCCGGAGCUCGCGUUAUUGUAUCAUGGAGGAAAGACUGUACAGAAGGAGCCAAGACGAGCCCUAUCUCUUAGGUGUAUCCCCCAAGGACGCGUUCACAAUCCUAAAACAAACCCACGGGGGAGCAUGCGGGAGCCAUUCCGGAGGACGAUCUCUAGCAAUCAGGAUAAAGAAAUUAGGCUACUUCUGGCCAACGAUCGCUGAUGACAGAGAGCAAUUCCCGCUGAAAUGCGACAAAUGCCAAAGGUACGUGCCGAUGAUACAUCAACCGACCCAAAAAUUGUCUACCAUAUCCUCACCGUACCCUUUCAUGAAAUAG
Messenger RNA from Brassica oleracea var. oleracea, 2253 nucleotides. RefSeq lists its product as uncharacterized. Bases 1 to 2253 code for a protein of 750 amino acids. NCBI's taxonomy places the organism in Eukaryota, Viridiplantae, Streptophyta, Magnoliopsida, Brassicales, Brassicaceae. The record is from RefSeq and is a predicted model, not a curated record. Gene Ontology annotation, molecular function: nucleic acid binding; RNA-DNA hybrid ribonuclease activity. The transcript has a single exon.